CGUGUACCUGCACCCGUGGAUUGUUUUUGCUCAUGGCGGGAAAAAGCGUCUCACAUUUUUAUUUCCUAAAUUUUUUUCUUCUCAAAUAUCCAUAGCCACCGUACAACGAAACUAGGGUUUCGACUGCAUAAUUACAUCAACGAAGCGCCGGUUUUUCUAUACUCCGGCAAUUUCUCCUACCGAUCUUCUAUCAGAAAACAUGAUUCCUGCACAGUUCUAAUGAAAUGGGUAAAGAGGAAAGUCCAAAGAUUACGAGAAGAACAACUCGGUCAUCUUCUUCAGCUGCUGCUACUGUCGAUGAGAUUGAGAAAACUAAAAGAUGUGAACCCUACAAUCCCACAAUCAAUGAUCUCGUAUUUGGAGGGGAACGCCUGAGCUUUGAUGAUCUGCUAUCUAGUUUUCCUGCUAGAGGAGGUCAGAUUUCUGAGAUAGUACGACUUUUGGGUCCAGUGAACUCCCCCAUGCUUCCUAUAUUUAUUUAUGGAGGUGCUUCUACUGGAAAAACCAGUAUCAUUCUCCAGAUUUUUAGGCAUCUAAAUCGCCCUUUUGUUUAUGCAAGCUACCGGACUUGUUAUAGUCCUCGCAUCUUGUUUGAAUCCAUUUUAAAUCAGUUGUUGCUUCAUACAAAGAAUGCAGCCAAUGGGUAUUCGAGUUCAAAGCGGUGUGAAAGGCCAUCUGAUUUUGUUAAUUUUCUUCGUGAAGCAUUGGUGAGCGUCAUUGAUGAUCUCAAGGGGAAUUCAGGGAAAUUAAGCUCAAACAACUUGGCUUCACGGCCCGAUGGAAGUAUGCUCUACUUGAUACUAGACAAUUUGGAGCUUGUUCGCGGUUGGGAUAAAAACUCCACUAUAUUACCUUUUAUGUUUAAGCUUUAUGAUAUCUUGAAGAUGCCUGAACUGGGGCUUAUAUAUAUUAGCAGUACUUCACCUGAUACAUACUACUCAACUAUGGGAUAUAUAGAGCCUACUCCUGUUUAUUUUUCAGAGUACAUGGAAGAAGAUCUUCGCCAAAUUUUCCUGAGAAACCAAGCAAAUAGAAAGCUAUAUUCCUUCUUCCUUGAUGUUGUGCUCAGACCAUUUUGUAGAAUUACUAGACGAGUGGAUGAGUUAGCUACUGCCUUUUCACCAUUGUUCAGAAAAUAUUGUGAACCCUUAAGAGAUUUGGAACAUGUACCUAAUGAAGAGAUGAAAAGAAGGCUGUUCAGUCAUUUCCAGCCACAUAUUGCCCCUUCUUUGAAUGAGAUAUUUUAUGUUCCCUCUCAGUCUUCACUUGAAGUUGAAUCCAACAAGGAGAAAAGGCAGAAAGGCAGCAUAAGAAAGUCAGGAUGCAGUGAAGAUCUUGCCAAGGUUGAUUUCCAUAUGUCGACUUCUGCAAAAUAUCUUCUUAUUUCAGCAUUCCUUGCUUCAAGAAACCCAGCUACCCUUGAUGCAUCCCUCUUUGAUUCAACUGGGGGUUCAGAUAAUCGCAAACGUAAAAGAAAGGCUUCUGAAAAAUCUAUGGAGCAGAAGGAAGCAGCAGAACAGGAAUUACUCAUGAAAGGACCUGGGACUUUCCCAUUGGAGAGGUUACUAGCAAUAUUUCAAUGUAUAUCCUCUGUUAUUGGCAUUUCACUUGAUGAAGAAGAACAAGAAAAUGAUUUGCUUGGAGUUGAAGCUGGGGAUAGUGGACUAACGUCUGAUGUUCUGAUGCAAUUAUCCAGCCUAUGUGAUGCUAAUUUUAUUAUUAAAGGAGGAAGUUGCCCUUUGGAGGGUUCAACUAGAUACCGGUCUACAGUUUCAGAAGAGUUGGCUUUGAAGGUAGCUAGAAGCCUGAAGUUUCCCCUGCCAAAUUACUUGUACAGAAGAUAAAAUCUGAUAAUGUCAUUGAGUAUUCCUUAAAGAUCAACCAUACAGAAGCUUGAGAGGUAACGAGCUUUUAUUGGCUACAGUCUCUGACAACAAUCCUAAGUUUUUAUGGAAUGUACAUGUGCAUAUUUAGGUUAUCAUGACAUCUUAUUACUAAGUGAAUUGAAUAAUUAUUGUAAUCCACUGAAAGAAGAAAGGGGGCUGGUUUAGAAAAGCUAAUUUAGUAUCUGACAAGUGACAACAUAUUAGUUUCUGGAAAGGCAAUGACUUGCUGUUAUUUUUCACCUCCUGCAAUGCAAUGAUUGUUUGCUUGUUCUUUUUUA
Molecule: messenger RNA, 2164 nt
Organism: Jatropha curcas
Lineage: Eukaryota; Viridiplantae; Streptophyta; Magnoliopsida; Malpighiales; Euphorbiaceae
Gene: ORC5
Product: origin recognition complex protein 5
Biological process (GO): DNA replication initiation; DNA replication
Cellular component (GO): nuclear origin of replication recognition complex; nucleus
Molecular function (GO): DNA replication origin binding
Source: RefSeq, a predicted model, not a curated record